This is a messenger RNA of Pongo pygmaeus (Bornean orangutan), 1397 nucleotides long. RefSeq names its product PVR related immunoglobulin domain containing (gene PVRIG). NCBI's taxonomy places the organism in Eukaryota, Metazoa, Chordata, Mammalia, Primates, Hominidae. Gene Ontology annotation, molecular function: signaling receptor activity. The transcript is spliced from 7 exons. The record is from RefSeq and is a predicted model, not a curated record. Gene Ontology annotation, cellular component: plasma membrane. Bases 417 to 1397 code for a protein of 326 amino acids. Gene Ontology annotation, biological process: negative regulation of T cell receptor signaling pathway.
AGGCGGAUUUCCCUGACUGAAGACCAUGUUGCAGGCCCACAGCUGCCUACAGGCCCUCUGGGCAACCGUCCCAAAAUAUGGCAAAGACACCUAUUCUGAGAGAUAGGGUCUCACCAUGUUGCCCAGGCUGGUCUUGAACUCCUGGACUCAUCCUAAAGUGCUGGCCUCUCAUUCCCUGUCUGUGCACACCUCACAGCAAGGGCCAGCCCGUUUCCUCCCGGUCACCUCCAAAUCUUGCUGCUUUUAACUCAACUCAGAAGUAUGCACUUGAGAAGCACAGCCUUGGGGACUGAGCGGGCCCUCACUGUCACUUUAAGAAGGGAAUCAGCCACCUUGUGUUCACCACCUCUGGGGAAGGUGUGAGAGGAGAGAAGGAAGUGGCUGUUUGGCUGCUGACAACAUGAAGACUUCCUGUGAUGAGAACAGAGGCACAGGUGCUGGCCCUGCAGCCCCCAGAACCCGGACUGAAGGGGGCCGUGGGGCGCCGGACCCUGGCCCUGCCCUGGGUGCUGCUGACCCUGUGUGUCACUGCGGGGACCCCAGAGGUGUGGGUGCCAGUUCGGAUGGAGGCCACUGAGCUCUCGUCCUUCACUGUCCGUUGUGGGUUCCUGGGGUCUGGCUCCAUCUCCCUGGUGACUGUGAGCUGGGGGGGGCCCCGAUGGUGCUGGGGGGACCACGCUGGCUGUGUUGCACCGAGAACUUGCAUCCGGCAAUGGGCCCCUGCUCGCCAGGCCCGCUGGGAAACCCGGAGCAGCGUCUCUCUCGCCCUGGAAGUCUCUGGGGCCAAUAGCCCCUGCACCAACACCACCUUCUGCUGCAAGUUUGCAUCCUUCCCUGAGGGCUCCUGGGAGGCCUGUGGGAGCCUUCCGCCCAGCUCAGACCCAGGGCUCUCUGCUCCACCGACUCCUGCCCCCAUUCUGCGGGCAGACUUGGCCGGGAUCUUGGGGGUCUCAGGAGUCCUUCUCUUUGGCUGUGGCUACCUCCUUCAUCUGCUGCACCGACAGAAGCACCGCCCUGCCCCUAGGCUCCAGCCAUCCCACACCAGCUCCCAGGCACUGAGAGCACGAGCAUGGGCACCCAGCCAGGCCUCCCAGGCUGCUCUCCACGUCCCUUAUGCCACUAUCAACACCAGCUGCUGCCCAGCUACUUUGGACACAGCUCACCCCCACGGGGGGCCGUCCUGGUGGGCGUCACUCCCCACCCACGCCGCACACCGGCCCCAGGGCCCUGCCGCCUGGGCCUCCACACCCGUCCCUGCACGUGGCAGCUUUGUCUCUGUUGAGAAUGGACUCUACGCUCAGGCUGGGGAGAGGCCUCCCCGCACUGGUCCCGGCCUCACUCUUUUCCCUGACCCCCGGGGGCCCAGGGCCAUGGAAGGACGCUUAGGAGUUCGAUGA